AUGGACGAGGCGCCUUCUCGAGAGGCAUGCAUAGCUCAUGCUGUUGCUUCGUUGCAGCGUAGCGAUCUCAUGAGCGAGAUACCCACGACAGACACUUUCCAGGCGCUCAUGACGCGGUAUGCUCCUGGCUACAGACGCUCACGAAGCGAUACCUUUCCCUUGACGGAUCCCACCUUGACGGCGUCACAGCUCGUAUCGCAGGCUGCACAAGCAGACCACUGGCGACGGAUCGUAUCCAUGACAAAAGAAUACAUUCUCACCUCUGUUCGCCAUUCCGAAGCGCCCCCCGCAAGUGAUGUGGAUACGCUUUUGGCUUGGUGGCACCUGCGCCUCGUCUCUCUAUGGAAGCUCCACUUCUUUUCCCACCUGCAAGAGGAAAUGCAUGCGCUAUGGCAGGUCUUGGAAUCUGUGCAAGUUUACGAGGGAAAUGAUCUUCGUGUCCUGGUCGACACGCCCCAUGUGUCUUUUCCAAUGCAUGUGCUCCGGGCGCAGGUGCUGCUACAAAAUGACCGACGCCGCGGUGUCCAGCUUCUUUGGAAACACAUGCAGCGCGCGAAAGAGGCAUCGGCUGAUUCCUUGUGGCGAGCUCGAUACGUCCGUGUUGCAUUGCUGUUAAGUUCUUUGCUUGUGGAAAUGGAUGCAUUGCCUGCUGCCACAUCGUUGGUGGAUGAGCUUGCUUCUGGGCUGGGCUCGACUGACGCGGCACUCGCGCUUGUUCUGUGUCGGCUGUACUUGCAAAUGAGUGACAUGGCGUCCGCAUCUCGGAUGCUGAGUUGUGCGAAGAGUGCGGCGGACCCUGCAGACGCUGCGCUGCAUACUGCCAUUCUGAAUCACGAAGCGAUGACCCGGUUUAUACACGAGCCCCAUGCAGACCACGAAAAACUCGUGGUUAACAAAGAAGUUGUGGACCAGGCUCUGACCAAUACCAUGGCAUUAGACGCUUUCUUCCAUGGACACAUCCUCGAGAGCAUACAAAUCUUAGAGCGGCUCAUGCACGAGCAUCCAACCACAUUUACUACCACUCGUGCUCUUGCCCCCAAUCUGCUAACGCUGCACUCCAUGGGUGCAAAUCAUCCUCAAGAAGAGAAGCAGCGCGUCGUACGGUUCCUGGUGCAGUCGGCCGGCGACGAUCCCUGGUUUGUCGACCAGCGAGCCGGAUAA
This is a messenger RNA of Malassezia restricta, 1161 nucleotides long. Its product is annotated as trafficking protein particle complex subunit 12. The record is from RefSeq and is a predicted model, not a curated record. Lineage: Eukaryota; Fungi; Basidiomycota; Malasseziomycetes; Malasseziales; Malasseziaceae. The transcript has a single exon. Bases 1 to 1161 code for a protein of 386 amino acids. Gene Ontology annotation, cellular component: TRAPP complex; Golgi apparatus.